GCGCGGGCUGUGCUUAGUAGGACGGAAAUUAGAUCAAAAACCCUACACUUAUUUUUCCGACUUCAUCACUGUUGGUAAUUCAUCACUUUUUGUAAUGCAGCUGUACCUCGUUAAAUACAAUCAGUAAUAGGUAAACAAUGUCGUGAUGCCUGGCAAGAACUCAAUUUCUAACUAGUUCAGUUUUCCAUUUCAAAAGACUAUGAUCUCGUUGUACGCUAUUCUUCCGACUAUAAUCGGCAUCCAUCUCAUCGGGACUACUUUCGCCUACCUGGUCCAAUCCGAUGGUCGCAUAAUCGGUGGCUUCUUGGUUGACAUUACGGAAGUACCCUUCCAAGUGGCACUGUUGAAAGGCGAUCGACACUUAUGCGGCGGUGUCAUCAUCGAUGACCGGUGGAUCCUAACGGCAGCCCAUUGCGUUCAGCCGCAACCGAAUGUUACGCUGAGUGGACUAAAGAUUCGGAUUGCUUCCAACUUCCAAGCCAAGGGUGGUGAAGUGAUUGAUGUUUUCACCUGUCGAGUUCAUCCGAAGUUUGACGUUCGUCGAGCGGAUUACGACGUAGCACUAUUAAAACUGGAGAAGAAACUGAAUUUGACGGAUGCGUUUUAUGCGGUAGAUCUUCCGAAGUCGUUGGAACCAGUUGAAGAUGGGACGUGUCUACAGCUUUCCGGUUGGGGACUGACGAUGACCGAACUGGAAUCUCGUGAAAUCCUACGAGCAGUGCAGAUUCCAGCCGUUAAUCAGGACGAAUGUCGUAAGGCGUACAAGGGCUUCGCUUUCCAGAUAACCGAUCGGAUGCUUUGUGCCGGAUAUGUCGACGGUCAACUUGCUUACCAGGGGGAUUCCGGAGGACCACUGGUGGAUGAGCGGAAACUUGUCGGGAUAACGUCCUGGGGUGGGAAGAAUGCGAAAUACUGUCGGAAAGCUCGGUGUGCUGGGGUGUAUGCAAGGGUGGCGUACGUUCGCAAGUGGAUUCAUGCCGAAACGGGGAUCUAAAAUUUAUGACAGUAACAACCUUGAUUAAAUUCCAUCACAAGUGACUGCCCACUCUCUGGAACCUGGUCUUCCUUCGUCAAAACAAAAGUAGGGGUGAAGUCAUGCACGAAAGUUGACCCCUUUUUGCUCUCUUAAAAUAAAUCUGUCUGUUCCAAUUUGCACAAGCUGCCAGUUUUCACUAGGUUGCCCCACUCCGAAAUUGCUUUUAACCUGUGCUGGAGAUGUCAUCGGUGUCUAACUGUCUGCAUGAAAAGGGAGCAAUUUUCGGUGCCACCGUUUUUCUGAUGUGUAGCUGUUCUGGUGUUACGUACAUGAGGAUAUAUGACGUGGAAAGUAGAUCAAUGACUCUCCCCGUGGAGAUAAAGGCAAAGAAUGAUGAUAUGUUUUGUUUUUCCCUGUUAUAGCACACUGGCAUCCAACAACUCUUUGCAGAUGCAAGAAAAUCGCUGUCGAGGAGGAAGCUGCAUCUACACGCUGGAAAUGGAUUUCUCCCCUUCGCA
Messenger RNA from Ochlerotatus camptorhynchus, 1494 nucleotides. Its product is annotated as trypsin 5G1-like. The coding region runs from base 200 to 994 and encodes 264 amino acids. Lineage: Eukaryota; Metazoa; Arthropoda; Insecta; Diptera; Culicidae. Gene Ontology annotation, biological process: proteolysis. The record is from RefSeq and is a predicted model, not a curated record. The transcript has a single exon. Gene Ontology annotation, molecular function: serine-type endopeptidase activity.